AUGGCAGGCCAUUUCCAGCAAAUUCUUGCUUCCUCAGAUCUGACUCGCUUUGUUCCCUUUGCUAUAUUUGUUUGCACUGCGAGCUUGAUCAUUGUUUUGUGUCUACUGGGAUUCAGUUUCAUGUUCAAGGAGAGAAAUCCGAUUUCGACGAGGAUAGAAUUGGCUUGCUUGGGACUGGCAGGGACAUUGUGGCUAGUUCUGGGGGUGUACUUGACAACAUCAGAAUCGCAAGAUGCUGACGUGGAAUGCUUUGCAUCGGAGUCGGACGUCGUCCCCAUGGACGAAUCCAUUGCAGCUUUCCAAACGGAUCAGUAUCAAGCGAUGUAUAGAGUCCUCAUGACCUUCGCAUUGCUCAAUGCCAUUCUUUUGCUCUUUUCGUUCUUCACCUUGCUUGCCCUGGCAGUGAUGCGACACCGGUCCGGAGACGAGCACAUGUGGUAUGGACCCGUCACAUCCUGUGCAUGGUUCAACCGCUACAACAAGUCAUCCGGUCUGCCUGGUCCCGGCGGUAAACCUGGAACCAGAGCCGUGGCGUACACCGAGAAGCCCAGACGGACUCGUUCGCGAUCGCAGGCUUCGCCACGUCAACCCACGGCUGCUGUUCACAACGAUCGCGGGCGCACACAGAGAACAGUAAGACACGAUGCAUACGCAAGAGGCGCCUCCCCACGAAGAUAA
Molecule: messenger RNA, 678 nt
Organism: Pleurotus ostreatus (oyster mushroom)
Lineage: Eukaryota; Fungi; Basidiomycota; Agaricomycetes; Agaricales; Pleurotaceae
Exons: 7
Coding region: 1-678 (225 amino acids)
Source: RefSeq, a predicted model, not a curated record